ACCACAGAAGUCCAGUCUUUCACUAUGGUGGUCCCAGCCAAGCGUCUUUGUCAACGGAGGAGAGGACAACACAGGUCACUGAAUCUGAAGGCAAUGCCAGGGAGGUUCUACAACCCUAUGGAUUGCUGAGGAUAGCUUCCCUGCACGCCACUCUUGUGUUUAACAGCUGGACACAGUCCACAGGUCUGGAGCAUAGAAAGGACCGCACACUUCAAGCAGUGUUGAGGGAUUAUCUAGCUUAUAUUGACGCAGCCUAGCGUGAAAUAUGUUGAUUGAACCUGGCUCAGUGAAACGAAAGCAGAUGUGUGUCCUUUGAACUACCAGUGUGAUUCCUGAAGACUUCCAGCCAUCUGCUGAUUGGACAGAAGGACGUACGCAGACAAACUUUGAACUGCUCCUACCCUGCCCUCAAUAGAGGGGUGGAGUAAUUUUUUUGAGGAAGGACUGGAGCUGAACUUUGAAAUCAAAAUGGCUCCCGAAGGAGUGGCAGAGCUCCGGGAUUGGCUCUUCUUGCUGCUUCUGUGUCUGACUCUGCUGGCCGAGGUGCUCGAGUUUUCCGCCGCUGCUGCCGUCUCGUCUGCCCUGGGAGGGGAGGGCGACGGGGAAGUGGUGUGUCCGUCGGUGUGCCGGUGCGACGAGGAUUUCAUCUACUGCAACGACCGCGGGCUGAGCGCCAUCCCCCCGCUGCCUUUCACCGCCACCGUCCUCUUCCUGCAGAACAACCACAUCGACAACGCCGGGCUCCCCACCUCCCUGGAGCUGCACAUGUCCGUCCACGUGGUGUACCUGUACGACAACGAGCUGGACGACUUCCCCCUCCACCUGCCCCCGUCCCUGCGCGAGCUGCACCUGCAGGACAACAACAUCCACACGCUGCCCCGCCCGGCACUCGGCCGCCUGCCCCUGCUGGAGAAGCUGCACCUGGACGACAACUCCGUCUCCACCGUGGGGAUCGGAGACCAGGCCUUCGCCGGGAACCCCCGGCUCCGGCUGCUCUUCCUCUCCCGCAACCACCUGUCCAGCAUCCCGUCGGGGCUGCCAUCCUCCCUGGAGGAGCUGCGUCUGGAGGACAACCGCAUCUCCACCAUCCCCACCCACGCCUUCCGGGGCCUCUCCUCCCUGCGCCGGCUCGUCCUGGACGGCAACCUCCUGGCCAACCAGCGCAUCGCCGACGACACCUUCUCCCGCCUGUCCAACCUGACGGAGCUCUCGCUGGUGCGCAACUCCCUGCUGACGCCCCCGCUCAACCUGCCCACCGCCCACCUCCAGCGGCUCUACCUGCAGGACAACGCGCUGGCGCACAUGCCGCGCGGCUCCCUGGACGGUAUGCGGCAGCUGCAGAGGCUCGACCUGUCCGGCAACAACCUGACCACUCUGCCCCGGGGCCUGUUCCGAGACCUGGAGAACCUGACGCAGCUGCUGGUGCGGGGGAACCCCUGGUUCUGCGGCUGCAACCUGCGCUGGCUCCACGACUGGCUUCGCGCCCGAGGAACCGCCAUCACCGUGCGCGGCCUCACCUGCCAGAGCCCUGAGAGAGUGCGGGGCAUGGCCCUGAGGGCGCUCGCCGGUCAAAUGGAGGAGUGUGACAGCGGUGGAGGAGGAACAGGAGGUGGGGCUGCAGGUGGUGGAACAGGAGGUGGGAGCAGGGAGAGGGGGGACGGGGGACUGGCUGCCGCUGCCUCCUCCACCCUCUCCUCCCCCCAGGGCUCCCUCUUCACCCUCAGGUCCAAGAGGCCCGGGCUCCGGUUCCCUGACUCCAGCCUGGACUACCCCCUGGGCAGCAGCACUGUGACCGAGACGCUGGUGCUCCAGGUGAAGGCCCUGACGCCCGACACCAUCCACGUCACCUGGCGGGCGCCCCAGCCCAUGCCCUCCUUGCGCCUCAGCUGGCUCCGUCUGGGCAGCAACAUGGCCAUGGGCUCCAUCACGGAGACUCUGGUGCCGGGCGAGCGGCGUGAGUAUCUGCUCACGGCCCUGCACCCUCGCUCCAUCUACAUCAUCUGCGUGGCGCCCCAGGUCAGCGGCUCCAGCGGGAAAAGCGCGGCCAACGGAGACGGGCCGCGGGAGGAGGCGGAGAGCCCGGUUUGCGCCCGGACCGAGACCUCAGACCCCGGCCAGCCCAGCUCGGACAAGGAGGAGGGCGAGGGGUCCGAGCCGCUGACCGCCCUUCCCCUCGCGGGAAUCAUCGGCGGGGCUACGGCCCUGGUCUCCCUCGCUCUGAUUUUCGCCGUCUUCUGCUGGUGCGGGCACCGGACUCGACGCCUCUCCGCCCGCGAGCACUCCGUCUACGGCCGGAACGGCUCGCGCCACAGCAAACACUGCGACGACUACGUCGAGUCGGGCACCAAGAAGGACACCUCCAUCUUGGAGAUCCGGGGACCUGGCUUCCAGAUGACGCCCAUGGCUGCCAGGGAGCAAAUACAUCCCAAGCCCCUAAGGGAAGAUUACAUCAUCCACACGAUCUUCCCUUCCAAUGGUACUAGCCUUUACAAAAACACCCAGCAUGUGGCGAGCACUAGGUAUGGUACUAACCGUGGAUACAGAGGAGGAGGAAUCCCAGAUACAGACUACUCAUACACGUGAUAGAUCUCUCUAUGCUGUUAUAUAUAGUGUUGAUCCAGAGCUGAGACUCUCAGACUGGUCUCUGAAGCACCCCUUUGUGCCUAUUGGUUAUUGUUCCAACUAAUCCCAUUAUUUACUGUUAAGAGACUUGUAAAGGGCAGCUUUGCCCUAUGAAAUCCUAGCAUUACUUAACUGAAGUCCUGGUAGAUAUACCUCUUCAGCUGACAUAUUGGCAACACCACUAUUUUCAUGCAGCGAUAACAGUGUGUACCUUUUUAAUGUCCCUUUCCUUCACGGAAACUGGUCAGACAAAAAAAGAGAAAAAACAAGCAUGUAUUUACUUGCAGUUUUACAUAUUUUACAUGGUGUAAUACUUUGAUAUGGUUGUGUUCUUACUGUAGCAACUGAAGUGAUUGAUUCAAGUGACUGACUCAAAGGUAAAACAGCAUGAUUCAAGCCAAUAGCCCCCCAAUCCCCCCCAUCCCUCUACUGUUGCACGUGACACAGAAACAAAGGAAGUGAACACCGCACACAGUGUUCUCUCAUUAGUGCUGGAUACUGUAUAAAAGUACCUCAAGUACAAGACAGGUUCUGUAUGAGAAUUGUGGUGCCCUGUGCUGUUCGCUCAUAUUUUUCAUUUACUAUAUCAUUGCUAAUAUGAUGGUGACAAUUGUGCAAAAUGCAAUUGCAGGAGAAAGGACAUGGUUGUACUUGUGCUUGUGUGUGAGUUCUGUGUGUGUGCGUGCAUGCAAGUGGAAAGGGACAUUAAUGUUCCAUUCUUGGAAAAGCUAAAUUGCCAGCCCCAUUUUUACCAAGAAGCUGAUUUACAACUGACAUUUAGCUGAGUAUUCAGAAUUUAGACAAUGCCAGUGUAGAGCCUUCACACAUUGUUGCAUUACAUACAACUUGUGCUUCAUGCACCCGUACCACACCCUCCAAGGUAAGAAAUACUGAUGAUUUCUGUGUGUCU
Conger conger (European conger) is the source of this 3532-nucleotide messenger RNA. Its product is annotated as leucine-rich repeat transmembrane protein FLRT1-like. The transcript has 3 exons. Gene Ontology annotation, molecular function: protein binding. The record is from RefSeq and is a predicted model, not a curated record. Bases 469 to 2583 code for a protein of 704 amino acids. NCBI's taxonomy places the organism in Eukaryota, Metazoa, Chordata, Actinopteri, Anguilliformes, Congridae.